CGAGGCAGGAAAGUUCACUUCAGUCAUUAAGAGUGAAAGCAGGGAAACAUUAGUGUCAGUAGCAGAAAGUCAGCUGACAAAACUGUCUGAGACUACGAGCUGAGCGAUGGGAAGCGAUAUAAUGAUACCAAGAUCUGGUGUUUGUCGUCUCACCUGGAUGAGAAGGUCCUAACCAAAGUCCCGGCUGCGUUCAAAGGUUUCAGGGGAAGAAAAACAAUGAAAAGCUUUUUGCUUCUCUGCGUUUUGAUCUUCGCGACGCUGCAGCGGAGCUUUAGCCAGACGGGUGCUUUACCUGACACAGAGCUGGACCGCUGUGAAGGCGACAUUCUCCUGUUGCUGGACUCCUCCGGAAGUGUGACCACCUUAGACUUCUCUCGCUUUUUGAUCUUCGUCGCCAACCUCCUUCACCCGUUCUCCCUGGGCCGGGGCCACGUCAGAGUGGCUCUGGUGCUGGUGGGCACCGAGCCUCACCUGGAGUUUGACCUGGAUGUUCACGGCGACCAGGAGAGCCUGCUGAGAGCCCUGCAGAGCGUCCGCCAGCUGCAGGGGGACACCAACACGGAGGCGGCUGUGGGACUGGCGCGGCGGCUGCUGCUGCUGGAGGCGGAGGGGGACGUGCCGAAGGUGCUGCUGUGGGUGACAGACGGCGUCCAGCCUGGAGACGUGGAGGGGCCGAUGUCUGAGCUGAAGGCUCGGGGGGUUCGCGUGUUGAUUGUUUCUACCAUUCAUGGCGACUACAGGGUGUUACGGCGUGUGGCGACGCCUCCUUUGGAGUCCCACCUACACUUUGUGGACAUAGAGAGCAUCGACAUCAUCGUAGAGAACCUGAGGGAGGCCAUCAUCAAAAUUAUUUGUGCAGAACGACUGAGCGUGGUUAACUUGACCUCCCAUAGUGCUGUGCUGCAAUGGAGUCCUGUUCUGGCUGCUGACGGCGGUUACUAUGUACUGACGUAUAAACCUGUGGGUAAACUCCAGGAUGAGAACAGGACGGUUCUCCCAAGCACCUCCAGCCGAGUGGAGCUGACCAAACUGCAGCCUGACACCACCUACACCGCUUCCCUCCACCCGGAUUCCAACCAGAGGCUGUUCAGCACACUCUCUGUGAAUUUCACCACGCUUCCUGACGUUUUAAGUCCAGCUGAGGUCACCGUGUCGGACUCUGGUCCCCGUCAGAUCCGUGUCAGCUGGGGGCCCCUGCAGCCAGCUCGGGUACAAAGAUACGUUGUGGAGUACGGAGCUUUUCCAAGUGGACAUGUUCAAACUGUGACUGUAAGCAACCAGAGAAGCUCUGUGAUACUGAGGGACCUGGAGCCGGGCACUCAGUACCUGAUCACAGUCAGCGCUCUGCAUGCGGACGGAAGACAAAGAGCCAUGUCUGUGAGGAGCUGCACUCAGGAAGCAGCUCGGCCUGCCCUCACCGACCUUCAGCUGGCCCUGAUGGAUCGAUGGGAGGGCAACGAGGUACAAGCAUCCUGGCAGGCCGACACAGACGGACUGAAAGGUUACUGGGUGAGCUGGGAGAGAAAAGAUUCCCGGAGCUCCCAGUCAGAAAGCUCCCCUUCCUCCGCUUACCUCCCCCCCUCCACCCCUUCAAUCCGACUCACCCACCUUGCUCCAAACAGCCGGGUGUGUGUGUCUCCGGUCUACAGCUCGGGUCGAGGAGAAGGCAUCUGCUGCACUGCCAAGACAGGCGGUCAUUAGAGGCACUGACGGGCUCCGUUCAUCUAAUUAGUGCAAUUAAAUUCAUAAGUUGUUGGGCACUUAA
Molecule: messenger RNA, 1765 nt
Organism: Fundulus heteroclitus (mummichog)
Lineage: Eukaryota; Metazoa; Chordata; Actinopteri; Cyprinodontiformes; Fundulidae
Product: von Willebrand factor A domain-containing protein 1
Exons: 5
Coding region: 217-1701 (494 amino acids)
Molecular function (GO): protein binding
Source: RefSeq, a predicted model, not a curated record